Messenger RNA from Dictyostelium purpureum, 1197 nucleotides. RefSeq lists its product as uncharacterized. Lineage: Eukaryota; Evosea; Eumycetozoa; Dictyosteliales; Dictyosteliaceae. The transcript is spliced from 2 exons. The coding region runs from base 1 to 1197 and encodes 398 amino acids. The record is from RefSeq and is a predicted model, not a curated record.
AUGGAUAAUAGUUCAACAUCGGGUAAUCCUUUUAUAAAGAAAUCAUUUAAGGGUCCAUUAUUAUUAAAAGAUUUGCAAGCAUUUAACGACAAUGGUUUUCUAAUCAAAAACGAUAUAAUAGAUAAUAAACUACUCUUUGAAUUUAAACAAGAGUUUAAUGAAUAUCAAAAAGAUAACAAUCAUACCAAUAAUAGUAAUAAUAAUAAUAAUACUCAAUACAACUGCCAUUUUAAAAGUUUAUAUGAAAUUAGACAAAAUCAAAAUUUCUAUGAAUCGUAUAUUCAACUAUUAGGCUCAACAUAUUCAGAUUCCUAUACAAACUAUUCAAAUACUUUAUCGUUAAUAAACAGUGGUAAACCAACAACAAUAAAGAAUGUAUCAUUUUUAGAAUACCCAAAUUUUAUACAUAAUUUUUCACCCAUUGAAUUAUUCAUGUAUUUAGGCAACUCAACUAUCAAAAGCAACUCUGGUGAAAACAAUGAUAAAACCAUCAAUUUAGAUUGUAAUCCAUUUAAUUUAUUUAAAAAUGAAAAAAUCAGUAAAGAAGGAUUGGUUUACAGCAAUAUAGAAUGUUGGAAACCUAUUAGAUCAUUCAUUUCAUUAAAAGAUAAUCAAGGAAUUUGGAUAUUACCAGGGUUUCAUAAAAAAUCAGUUCAGUUUAUUCAAGAUAAAUAUUUAGAGAAUAGAAAAAAGCUUAUUAAAAACCUAUCUUUAAAUGGCAGCGGAGAAUCAAAUGGUUAUAAUGUUAGCAAUUAUUAUAAAAACGAUAAAGAGUUAUUGUCAAUGUUAGAAUAUAUUCCAUUAAAUAAAGGUGAUAUAGUAUAUUUCGAUUGGAGAAUACCGAAAAGCUAUGACCAGUCAUUAUUAGAAUUUAUAGAUACGUCCUUUUUACCAAAUGUUUUAAUUAAUCAACAAUAUAUUCAAAUAGAAAAAGAUAAUUAUAAAAAUGGUAUAAUAACACUAAACAACACCAAUAAUAAUAACAAUACCAAAAAUACAACCAAUAAUAUCAAUAAUGAGGGUUUCUUAUCAAAAUUCCUUUCAAACUUUAAAAAUAAUAAUGAUAGUGCCAAGGACAAUUAUCAAAAUUUAGAAAAUAAUAAAAUUAAAGAAUUUAAUAAUGAAAACUUUGUAUCACCAAAACUAUCAAUAUUGGGAGAAAAAUUAUUAAAUUUUAAAAAAUGGGAAACUAAUUAA